Molecule: messenger RNA, 1230 nt
Organism: Notolabrus celidotus (New Zealand spotty)
Lineage: Eukaryota; Metazoa; Chordata; Actinopteri; Labriformes; Labridae
Exons: 8
Biological process (GO): regulation of telomere maintenance via telomere lengthening; telomere capping
Cellular component (GO): shelterin complex
Molecular function (GO): telomeric repeat DNA binding
Source: RefSeq, a predicted model, not a curated record
GAGGUCGGUUAUUCCGCACGGACCUGUUACAGUGAGGGACCGACGCUUGUUCGCUUGUAAACAGUAGUUAGCUGUUAGCUCUCUCUCUGCUAACAGGAGUUAAUGUAGAGUUCAGAGGUGAAGAAGAGGAGUCAGACUGACAGAGGAUCAUGGCCUCCUCCCUCCCCCUCUCCUCCCUGCGCCUCUUCGUCCCCCCUCUCCGCCUCCUGACGGCGGCCAUGUGGCAGGUCGCUCGGCAGCAAAGCGUGCAACAUUAUGGGAUGCUGGAGGACUUUGUUUCUGUGGUAACCGAGGCCGUCCCUCAGCUGCUGACGGACAGACAGAGGAGUCUGCUGCUGCUGGCGCUGAGAGCGAAGGUGACUCUCUGUGACCCCGACCCUCAGACCGUCCACGCCCGCCUGGACAGAGUCCUCUCAGAGAGCGAUGAAGAGGUGGACGGUUGGUGUUCGUCUCUCUCCGCCCUCACAGACAGACUGACUCAGAGUCCAGCAGACCGGCAGCGCCUCCUUCAGGAGGUUUUCAGCCACAGCUUUGACUCCGCCCUCCAGACCGUCAUCUCUGACUUCUUGUCCAGCAUCGAGCAGCUGAUCCCGGUGCCUGAUUUCAAACAGGCUGCUUCCUGGCUGGAUGCUGCCCCUGGUGGUAUGGAGGACUGUCUGCAGGAGGCGGACCAGGAGGAGCUGAGGGAGCUACUGACCAAUCAGAGCUGUCGAACGGGACAAGAAUCGACUGCAGUGAGUCCGGACUCUGAGAACAUCCUCCUCUCAGCGUGGUCCCACCCCCUCCUCACCAAACUGACCAAUCCUGACCCUCCACUCCACUCAGAGGUCCAAUCAGAGGCCCUCCCCUCUGACCAGGUGAGUCCCUUCCAGCUGGACGUGGAGCUGGUGAAGGUGGAGGUGGUGGUGAUGACGGAGGAUGAGCAGGAGGAGGUGGAGCAGCUGGAGGAGACGGUGAUCAGUGACACCGUGUCGCUGGUGGAGGAGCAGGAGGCCAAUGAGAGCGCAGCAGACGGCGCUGACGAGGGCGUCGUCUCACCUGGGACUGGAGACGACGAGAGGCUGAAGGACUCACCUGAGGAUGGACCUGACCCGGCAGAGGACACAGAUCGAUCCGGCUCUGAUGUCACAGCUCAUGCUCUGCACAGCAUUUCCCAUAAUUCCCGGCGUGUGGCUCACAGGUGUCCUCAGUGUGCGAAGUGUUUCAUCUACCGCUCUCAGGUAAGUCGUC